CAGUUCGUGGCGAAACGUUUAACGCGCUUCAAAGCCGCAAAGAUACAAACAGAAAAAUUUUUCGAUCGUGUAGCUGAAACAAUACAAAGAUGGAUAGCACUGAAUUUCGAAAACGUGGCAUGGAAAUGGUUGAAUACAUUUGCAAUUAUCUGGAAACAUUGGGCGAGCGUCGCGUUACGCCCAGCGUGGAGCCCGGAUAUCUAAGGCAUCUGUUGCCAACUGAGGCACCGCAGGAGCCUGAGGAUUGGGAUCAAAUCAUGCUGGAUGUGGAGGAUAAAAUAAUGCCGGGUGUUACCCAUUGGCAGCAUCCCAGAUUCCAUGCCUACUUCCCAGCGGGCAAUUCGUUUCCCUCUAUACUGGGCGACAUGCUGGGCGAUGGCAUUGGCUGCAUUGGCUUCUCCUGGGCGGCCAGUCCAGCUUGCACUGAGCUGGAGACCAUUGUGCUGGAUUGGCUGGGCAAGGCCAUAGGCUUGCCGGAUCACUUUCUGGCGCUCAAGGAGGGCAGCACUGGCGGCGGUGUUAUACAGACAUCGGCCUCGGAGUGCGUGCUGGUUACCAUGCUGGCGGCACGUGCUCAGGCGCUGAAGCGUCUUAAGGCGCAGCAUCCGUUUGUGGAGGAGGGUCAUCUGCUCUCCAAGCUGAUGGCCUAUUGCAGCAAGGAGGCGCACAGCUGUGUGGAGAAGGCGGCUAUGAUUUGCUUUGUCAAGUUGCGCAUAUUGGAGCCCGAUGAGAAUGCCAGUCUGCGUGGACAGACCAUUGCCGAGGCCAUGGAGGAGGAUGAGCUACAGGGACUGGUGCCGUUCUUUGUUUCCACCACACUGGGCACCACCGGCUCCUGCGCCUUUGACAAUCUGCCCGAGAUAGGCAAGGAGCUGAAGCGUUUUCCCUGCGUCUGGCUGCAUGUGGACGCCGCCUAUGCCGGCAACAGUUUCAUCUGUCCCGAGCUCAAGCCGCUGCUCAAGGGCAUUGAAUAUGCUGACUCAUUCAACACCAAUCCCAACAAAUGGCUACUGACCAACUUUGACUGCUCGACGCUUUGGGUGCGCGAUCGCAUCCGUCUGACAUCAGCGCUGGUUGUCGAUCCGCUGUACCUCAAGCACGGCUACUCCGAUGCGGCCAUCGACUAUCGUCAUUGGGGAGUUCCACUCAGCCGUCGCUUUCGUUCACUGAAACUUUGGUUUGUGCUGCGCUCUUAUGGCAUAUCCGGCUUACAGCAUUAUAUACGACACCAUAUCAAAUUGGCCAAACGUUUUGAGGAGCUGGUGCUGCAAGAUAAACGUUUCGAGAUCUGUAAUCAAGUCAAGCUUGGACUGGUUUGCUUUCGCCUGAAGGGCAGCGACAAGAUCAAUGAGAAGCUGCUCAGCAGCAUCAACGAGUCGGGCAAGCUGCACAUGGUGCCCGCCAGCGUCAACGAUCGCUACAUUAUUCGCUUCUGUGCUGUGGCUCAAAAUGCCACCGCAGAGGACAUUGAGUACGCCUGGGACAUCAUUGUGGACUUUGCCAAUGAGCUGCUGGAGAAGGAGCAGCACGAUGAAAUAACCGACAUCAUCAAUCGCAAGAAGCAGGACACUCUGGCCCAGAAACGUUCGUUCUUUGUGCGCAUGGUUAGCGAUCCGAAGAUCUACAAUCCGGCUAUCAACAAGGCGGGCACACCCAAGCUGUCCAUGGAGCUGCCCUCGCCGGUUGUAAGUCGCGGCAGUGCGCCCAUUAUACGCACCCAAAGCUCGGUGGAUCACAACUCAUGGAUCUCCUGGCCGCUGGCGUUUCUAUUCAACAGCAAUGAGGACAAAGGCAGCAACUGCUCAUUGCGCUUUCGUCACUUGGACACCAAUGUGCGACCCACAAACUCGCGACGCAACUCGGGCGCUGGAUCCUCGCCCUCGCCCGAAAAUGAGCAGAGCAUUGUCAACAUGCAACAGCAACAGCAACAACAACAACAACAUUCGCCACGCAAAUCGCCGAUGGUGCCACGCCGAAUAUCUUCACGCGAUAAUCACUAAAAAUGCAACUAAAGUAUU
Drosophila busckii is the source of this 2018-nucleotide messenger RNA. RefSeq names its product tyrosine decarboxylase (gene Tdc2). Gene Ontology annotation, biological process: amino acid metabolic process. Gene Ontology annotation, molecular function: pyridoxal phosphate binding; carboxy-lyase activity. The record is from RefSeq and is a predicted model, not a curated record. Bases 90 to 2000 code for a protein of 636 amino acids. The transcript is spliced from 8 exons. NCBI's taxonomy places the organism in Eukaryota, Metazoa, Arthropoda, Insecta, Diptera, Drosophilidae.